AUGCGCUCAUUAUGGAUUACGGCGCUAUGGGGAUUGCAAACAACUUGCGCGUACUCGACAAAUUUCCCUCUUGUCCAUCGAGAUAACCCCUCUGUUCUUCAUGCAUCAUUGGAGCAACAGCGCGAGACAUCGGAUCUUCAGAAAAGGGACGGCCCUGUACAAGCGCCUCUUGCAUGGUACAGGGGGGUGGUAAUUAACAUUACAAUGGGCACCCCUCCUCAACUAAUGUCGUUACCCGUUGAUAUUGCGGACCAUCAUUUCUCACUUGUUAAUUGGUACAAUCCACAAGUAUCAACUACUUAUCAGGGAGACUAUUGGUACCAGAGCGCAAAUGAUACAAUGGGAAUCGGGUCUACACAGAUAAAAGAAUUCAAUUUCGACUCAUAUUAUCCUGAGGCAGUUAUUGGGAUAGGACCUGGGAAUCAUUCUCUUCCUUACUCGUUGGUUGAUUAUGGAGUCAUUAAGUCACCAUCGUUCAGCAUUUGGUGCGACGAUCUUCAGACUGGGGAAGGCAGCAUUUUGUUCGGGGGUGUUAAUUCCGCGAAAUAUCAUGGUCCCCUUCAGGCAUUCUCCUUUGAUCCCGCAUCAAGUCUAUCUAUCCCUCUGAAGGAAAUUACCAUUCAACUCGGUGCCAAUGGCAGUGCCGUACCGGGGAACUCCUCAACGUCAAAAACAUUUUCUAUGCCGGACAAGCCGUUGCGGCUUCAAACAUUCACGGAGUACCGUGAAGCCAUGGGGUUUUCAUUCUUGCCUGCGGACAUUGCAAACCAAACGUAUUCCUAUUUUAAUAUUUCAGGCCCAGAUUCAGAUCCCAUGCAACAGAAUUAUCUGGGAUCCCUCCCCUGCAAUCGCACAGAUACUGAAAACUAUACAGUGUCUUUAACAUUCGGAAACAUUACCGUCUCCUAUCCCUGGGAGGAACUCAUCAUACCUAUCCGCCGUGUAUUUGAUUCUGGUGCCGUUGAGGACGUUUGCUACUUUGCUAUCGGGAGGGGUAAGGAGACUUCAGAUUAUGACUACGGUUAUUAUAUCCCUGGCGGCCCUGGAGCCGUUCUUGAUUAUGCCGGAAUACUUGGAACGGUAUUGAUGAGCCGCCUUUACAUAGCGGUGGACUAUGACAAUAACCUAAUUGGAGUGGCUCCCUUGAACGAAAACCCAGGCCCUGACAACAUUUUGGAAAUCGGUACCGGCACAGAGCUGCCAGACGCUGUGGGCGAUUUCCCAGCUACUAACACGCCGUAUAUUGCUCCGUCAGUUAACAGUUCUACAUCGAGUGGCCUGGCAGCAUUGCGGACAGCGCCGCCAUCUGCCCAGAAACACGUGGUUGCUGCUUUGGGGGCAGCAGCCUUGUUUGCUGGCUUGUAA
Messenger RNA from Talaromyces rugulosus, 1365 nucleotides. RefSeq lists its product as uncharacterized. The coding region runs from base 1 to 1365 and encodes 454 amino acids. The record is from RefSeq and is a predicted model, not a curated record. Gene Ontology annotation, biological process: proteolysis. Gene Ontology annotation, molecular function: aspartic-type endopeptidase activity. The transcript has 3 exons. NCBI's taxonomy places the organism in Eukaryota, Fungi, Ascomycota, Eurotiomycetes, Eurotiales, Trichocomaceae.